GGAAUUAUUGAAUAUUCGGUUUGAUUUAGUACCAUCCGCAAGAAUGAGAUACAAACCGUGUCUGAUGAUAGACCAUCUAGAUGAUGGUUAUGCAGAGAUUGACGUUAUCUGUGCUGACACCCCCUGGUGCGAAACCUGCAGAAGAUAUUUUCAUAAGUCCACUGAUUGUCCUUCUAAACGACAACCUGGCCCUUCGGCGUCAAACGGGCUUAUCAGGGAACAAACCCUCAACAAGAGCAAGAGAUCAGAGAAAGCCGACAAGAGCAAGGACGUGGAGAAGGGGGAUAAGGGCAAGACUGCUCAGGGGGAUAAACAGCAUCAGGAGAAGGAGAAGGGAAGGGUUCUGGACGAAGUAACGGAGAAGACCAAACCACCAAACCCGCCUCCCCCUCAAGACCAGGGAGGAGGAAGGGCAAUUGUGGUUUGGAAAAAGAAAGUCCCGAACCCCUCAGAGUCACAAAAGGGUCACCAUCUUUCCCCCCAAAAGGUGCCAAACACAGAGCUGACCACUAAAGGGCUAGAUAUAAGAAAAGAACAUGGAUCGAAAGCAGGGUCGGAGGAAAGGGAAAAAUCCCCGCUGAAGGACCAAGCCCAUCAGGAAACGGAAAAAGGAAUGAUAGAUGUGGAAAUGACCAGUGAAGAGGAGAACAUCAAUGAGGAAAGAGGAAAGAAUGUGGAGGAAAAAGGGAAUGAAGAUUUCGAGGACACGAAGGAUUCGGAUAUGGAGGACUCAGAGAAGGAGGAGGAUGGGUCUGAGGUGGAGGAGGAGGAGAGAGAAGAGGAAGAAGACGAGGAAGAAGAGGAGGAGGAGGAUAAAGAGGAAGAGGGAAAAGGUGAAAGAGUUAGGGAGGAGGAGGAGGAUAAAGACAAAGAGGAGGAAGAGGAGAGGAGGAGGAGUAGAGAGGAGGAGGGCAAUGAUAAGAAUGGGAGUGUCCAGAGGGAAGAGGAAGAGGAAAGAGAGAGAAAGUCUGAGGACAACAGGGAGGACAGCAGGGAGGAGGGCCAUAAGGAAGAAGUUAUAGAACAGGUCCAAAUGGUAAAUGCGGGAAAGGAGGAGGAGAAGCGGGUAGAAGAUGACGUCCAGGCCAGGGUUUCACCCUCCCCCAGGGGUCCAAAUUUACAGCCUCUGGAAAACUUUGUAGUGUAUGAUAAUAACUCAUUUAUCCCAUUGGAUGUUGACCAGUCAGGCGGUCCCAUGUCUGAAAAAGAAAAAGAAGCCGCGGACAGUACAUGGAAAUUGGCGGAUAUUUUCCCUUUUCAGAGAAUGGGUAACCAACAGUUACUGGGUGCUUUUGGUUUGGCCCAGGCCUGUGAAUCUUCUCCGGCAAAAAAAGUAAAGCGAAAUGAUGCGUCAGUCGGAGUGGCCUCGGGUGAGGAAACUGGAAGCCCUCCACGCACCCAGCGAUUUGAGAAGGAUACAGAGGGGCGCAAGAGGCCGAGGUCAUCUAGCCAUGCUAGAAGGGAACUGUCUCUGGCUGGUCCUAUGAGAACAGUUACCAAAGCAGACAAGGCAAAAGGUCCUAUCAAGCAGUUUGUUGUCCCUCUGAUCAUAUCAGAGUCAGCAGUAGGUCCAGUGCUUUUAACUAGAAUAACCAACAAUGACGGACUGGAAAUUCCGUCUAUUCCUGUAACUGCCCCCCCCUCGGAUGAGGAGGCAGUGGAAAUAGCGAAACGGCAAGUUUUGAAUCAUACGGGUUCGGUAGCAGUGCUACCUUCCUUCCUUUAAAAUUAACCGGUACUUGUCUCAGAAACAGCAACUCCCCCCGGUGGUCUUCCACAUGGCGCUGAUGGGCAUUCGCACCAUCUGUGAAUCUUUUGAUAAAUGGUGUGACCUCUG
Molecule: messenger RNA, 1837 nt
Organism: Chara braunii
Lineage: Eukaryota; Viridiplantae; Streptophyta; Charophyceae; Charales; Characeae
Source: the annotation of a GenBank genome assembly